Messenger RNA from Caenorhabditis elegans, 1901 nucleotides. RefSeq names its product Glucose-6-phosphate isomerase (gene gpi-1). Gene Ontology annotation, cellular component: cytoplasm. The transcript is spliced from 6 exons. Gene Ontology annotation, biological process: gluconeogenesis; glycolytic process; glucose 6-phosphate metabolic process. Gene Ontology annotation, molecular function: isomerase activity; glucose-6-phosphate isomerase activity; carbohydrate derivative binding. NCBI's taxonomy places the organism in Eukaryota, Metazoa, Nematoda, Chromadorea, Rhabditida, Rhabditidae. The record is from RefSeq and is marked reviewed. The coding region runs from base 141 to 1901 and encodes 586 amino acids.
AUUUCGUGUGUAUAAUUUAAAGAAGAGUUACUUGAAAUUCUAGACUUGUAAAGUUUUGCAUUUUUGCGCGUGCACCUUUAAAGAGCUACCGUAGUUUUACAGUUUUAACCGGGAAUAUUUGAUUUUUCCCAAAUGUUUCGAUGAUUUUCGAGCUUUUUCGCUUCAUUUUUCGCAAAAAAAAAAUGCUCGGCUACCUUUCUGACCUAAUUGGCACGCUUUUCAUCGGAGAUUCCACCGAAAAAGCCAUGUCUCUGUCUCAAGACGCCACAUUUGUUGAGCUGAAACGCCACGUGGAGGCCAACGAGAAGGAUGCUCAACUUUUGGAGCUUUUCGAGAAGGAUCCAGCUAGAUUCGAGAAAUUUACCCGCCUCUUCGCAACUCCAGAUGGCGAUUUCCUGUUUGAUUUCUCAAAGAAUCGUAUCACUGACGAGUCAUUCCAACUUCUGAUGCGUCUCGCCAAGUCACGUGGUGUCGAGGAGUCCCGUAAUGCCAUGUUCUCCGCCGAAAAGAUCAAUUUCACCGAAAAUCGUGCGGUUCUCCACGUGGCACUCCGUAAUCGUGCCAAUCGGCCAAUCUUGGUCGACGGAAAGGACGUCAUGCCUGAUGUUAAUCGAGUUUUGGCUCAUAUGAAAGAGUUUUGCAAUGAGAUUAUUUCGGGCUCAUGGACUGGUUACACCGGAAAAAAAAUCACCGACGUUGUGAACAUCGGAAUCGGAGGAUCAGAUCUAGGACCACUCAUGGUCACCGAAUCGCUGAAAAACUACCAAAUCGGACCGAAUGUGCACUUCGUGUCGAACGUCGACGGAACCCACGUGGCAGAGGUCACAAAGAAGCUCAACGCCGAAACAACACUGUUCAUCAUUGCAUCAAAGACAUUCACAACUCAAGAAACAAUCACUAAUGCUGAAACAGCGAAAGAAUGGUUUUUGGCAAAAGCCGGAGAUGCUGGAGCAGUUGCUAAGCACUUUGUCGCACUUUCAACGAAUGUUACGAAAGCUGUUGAAUUCGGAAUUGAUGAGAAGAAUAUGUUUGAGUUCUGGGAUUGGGUUGGUGGGCGAUAUUCCCUUUGGUCAGCUAUUGGACUAUCAAUUGCUGUUCAUAUUGGAUUCGAUAACUAUGAGAAGCUUCUCGAUGGUGCAUUUUCUGUUGAUGAGCAUUUUGUGAAUACUCCAUUGGAAAAGAAUAUUCCAGUUAUUCUUGCAAUGAUUGGUGUACUCUAUAAUAAUAUCUAUGGUGCUGAGACUCAUGCUCUUCUUCCUUAUGAUCAAUAUAUGCAUCGAUUCGCCGCAUAUUUCCAACAGGGAGAUAUGGAGAGUAACGGGAAAUUUGUGACACGUCACGGACAACGUGUCGACUAUUCGACUGGACCAAUUGUUUGGGGAGAACCUGGAACUAAUGGACAACACGCAUUUUAUCAGUUGAUUCAUCAGGGUACUCGACUGAUUCCAGCGGAUUUUAUUGCUCCGGUUAAGACGUUGAAUCCGAUUCGUGGGGGAUUGCAUCAUCAGAUUCUUCUCGCCAACUUCCUCGCUCAAACCGAGGCACUAAUGAAAGGAAAGACUGCCGCCGUGGCAGAAGCCGAGCUGAAAUCAUCUGGAAUGAGCCCUGAAUCGAUUGCAAAGAUUCUUCCACAUAAAGUGUUCGAAGGAAAUAAACCGACAACUUCUAUUGUACUUCCAGUUGUCACACCAUUCACAUUGGGAGCAUUGAUCGCUUUUUAUGAGCACAAGAUCUUUGUUCAGGGAAUUAUUUGGGAUAUUUGCAGUUAUGAUCAAUGGGGAGUUGAGCUCGGAAAGCAAUUGGCAAAGGUUAUUCAACCGGAAUUGGCAUCAGCGGAUACAGUAACCUCACAUGAUGCCUCAACCAAUGGACUCAUCGCGUUCAUUAAGAAUAACGCAUAA